This is a messenger RNA of Ogataea haglerorum, 735 nucleotides long. RefSeq lists its product as uncharacterized. NCBI's taxonomy places the organism in Eukaryota, Fungi, Ascomycota, Pichiomycetes, Pichiales, Pichiaceae. The transcript has a single exon. Gene Ontology annotation, cellular component: U5 snRNP. The record is from RefSeq and is a predicted model, not a curated record. Bases 1 to 735 code for a protein of 244 amino acids. Gene Ontology annotation, molecular function: protein binding.
AUGGAUACCUUUGGCCAAGAACUGGAGCUCGACUCUAAUGAGAGUGUAGCGGAGGAAGACGAUCAGGAGGUCAAAAUCGAAGCAUUCAACCUUAAGCAAGAGACGGAGGAAGGGGUGUUUGAUCAAGAUGGCAACUACGUGCGGACGAAGGAAGAAAGCGAAGACGAGGACUGGCUAAAUGAUGUGAAAAAGGAAGACAUCCAGAAGGCUCGUGCGGCUGAAAUGCGACAGGACGAGGAGAGACGGAAACUGAAAGACCAAAAGGCUCGGCGAUUGCGGUCUGCUAAUGUGAAUGAGGUUAUAGGACAACUUUCUGAGCUGAUGGAGCCGGCAGAAAGUGUGGUAGAACUACUACAACGGCUAAACGGUGAGGCAAGAAGGCUAAAAAAAAAAGGUCAGAAGGAGGACGAAAAACGCGUACGAGAGCAAAUUUCGCAGGUGAUGAGCGCAAUUGAGGUUUUAGAAGAUGGCUUUGCAGAGAUUUACGAAGUGACGAGAGAGGAACUAAUGCGGAAAUUGCCCACUGCCCCGGCUUCCGAGCGCAAACGAAAAAGAGAGGACCCAAGUGCCGAGCUGUGGUAUUAUCGAUGGCCCGGACAGAACGAAAUUUAUGGUCCCUAUGACUCAGCCACAAUGGAAGCGUGGCGUGAAGCGUAUUUUGUCGAUAACCCGGUGGAAUACCGGAGAGGGAAUGAACCAUUUAGAUUGCUCGAUGAUUCCACAAUGUUCCUGUAA